UGACAGGCUGCAGCAGAGGAAGAAACCGAUGAGAUUCUUUGUGUUUAGCUUUAAAAUUGAUCCAUAGAAAACACAGUUUAAUGCGCUUUUUUGUGUGCCAAAAAAGCGACUUAUUUCAUCAUGUCUGAUGGGAACACAUCGGGGAUUGAGAGGGGGCUGACGGUGUUAGCAGAUCGGGUCUCUCAGCCAACAGAGGGGAACUCUUCCUCUUCCUCAGGGUUCCUGCAGGCUGAGCUGGAGUUAAACGCCCACCUCCGGGGGAUCACCUUCGGAGAGCCCGUCCGCUUUGUUUACAACCCGCUAGAAUACGCAUGGGACACCCACCGCUGCUACGUGGAGAAGUACUGUCUGCCCGGACAGAAGGUCCUGUUUUUGGGGAUGAAUCCUGGACCUUUUGGCAUGGCACAGACCGGGGUCCCGUUUGGUGAGGUGAAGUCGGUCGUUGAUUGGCUAAAGAUCACAGGGGAGGUUGGUCACCCCGCUGAGGAGCAUCCAAAGAGACGGGUCCUGGGCCUAAGCUGCACUCAAAGUGAAGUGAGCGGCGCUCGGUUUUGGGGUUUCUUCAGAAAACUGUGCGGCGAGCCCGAGCGUUUUUUCCGCCACUGUUUUGUUCACAAUCUGUGCCCACUGAUCUUCAUGAGCGCUAGCGGGAAGAACUUGACGCCCCCCGAGCUUCCUGCAGACAAACGAGAAGCCCUGCUCUCUCUGUGUGAUGCAGCUCUCUGCAAAGUGGUGCAGGCGCUGAACGUCUCCAUGGUGAUCGGUGUGGGGAAGGUUGCCGAGCAGCGGGCCCGCCGGGCGCUGUCCGCUGAAGGGAUCGAUGUGCGAGUCGAGGGCAUCAUGCACCCAUCGCCCAGGAACCCUCUGGCCAAUAAGGGCUGGGAGGCGGUGGCUAAAGCCAAGCUGGAAGAACUGGGUGUCCUCUCUCUGCUCAGUAGCAGCUAAUAAGCCUCAGCAGCUGUACGCUCACCCUGAUGGUUAAUCAGGAGACUAGAAGCAGGUGAAAAAUGCUGGCAUAUAUAUCUUCCACCCGUAUCCAGGCUAUUAUCACAAACACUAUCUAAUCUGACCUCAUGUUUUCCCUGAAUGUUUGUGUUUAUUAAUGUUUCCAGGUUUCAAGUGGAGGAAAUAACUGUUGCUCUCCCAUAAAGGCAUGAGCAGUCUCUAUUUUUACGGUGGGGUUAUUCCACUCAGAGUUAAAAAUAUCAAUGAACGACUCAGAAGGAAAAUAGUAAACAGAUUUAGGGUGGCAUGGUGGACAUGAACUGUUUGAUCAUCAAACAAAACUUGACUUUUAACUUGGUGUAGAAGCUGCUGGUUCCCACAGCUGUUUUAUUAUUAGCAGGUUGCCCACAUCUGUUUGGUCAGUUUCAUGUAGGCCUUCAUGCAGUCUGGGGAGUUUGGCCUUUUAUCUGUAUUUCUGGGUUUGGAUAGGUAUGAAGAUGAAAAAUGAGUGUAUAAAAACGAUUUGUAUA
Molecule: messenger RNA, 1475 nt
Organism: Cyprinodon tularosa
Lineage: Eukaryota; Metazoa; Chordata; Actinopteri; Cyprinodontiformes; Cyprinodontidae
Gene: smug1
Product: single-strand-selective monofunctional uracil-DNA glycosylase 1
Exons: 2
Coding region: 121-945 (274 amino acids)
Biological process (GO): base-excision repair
Molecular function (GO): single-strand selective uracil DNA N-glycosylase activity; oxidized pyrimidine nucleobase lesion DNA N-glycosylase activity
Source: RefSeq, a predicted model, not a curated record